AAGACCUUUCGGGGAUAAGUCCGGUUUGGAUGGAACAUGACGCCUUGUGGGAUCGACCUGAGCCUGUCUACGUAUUGGACAAUGUCCGGAGGCUCCGAUCAUGAGCAUUGCGUAUUUAUACCCAGCUUUAUCCCACAUCAUUAAACAGUGCUCUCUCAUCCGCAACUUUCACAAUCAUCGCAAACUACACCAAAGCUUACAUUCAAGUCUACGAACUAGCAAACUGAUCUUAACAUCGCCUCAUUUGCUCCAGCCUGGUUCAUUAAACUCCUCUUGUCUCACUAUUUAUUACCUCACUUGCCCCCCUACAUACAUCUCCCAACAUGUCUCCAGCUCGCCGAGCCCUGAUCAGCGUCACCUCCGCUUCAGCCACUCUCUUCCAAGGCAAGGAAACGACCGGCCUUUUCAUUAGCGAAGCCCUCCAUCCUUUCAAGGUCCUCACCGCCGCUGGCUUUGUGGUCGACUUCGCCUCUGAGUCUGGCUCUUACACUCCCGACUGGCUCUCCCAGCAGCCUGAUUUCCUCAACGGGGAGGAUUUGGAAAUGUGGAAUGACAAAAGCAGUGACUUCCGCCAGAAGCUUGACAAUAUGCCUAGAGCUUCCGAGCUCGAUGGCUCCAAGUAUGGUGUUUUCUACGCCUCUGCUGGUCACGCUGCCCUCAUCGACUAUCCUACUGCAAGCAACCUGCAGAGAAUUGCAUCCGAGAUCUGGGCAAACGGCGGCAUUGUCGCUUCUGUUUGUCACGGGCCCGCAAUCUUUUCCAAUGUCCUCGACCUCGCAACCAACGAGCCUCUUAUCAAGGGCAAGAAGAUAACUGGUUUCACAACCGAGGCCGAGAACACGAUGGGUAUCAUGGCUGAGCUCCGGAGCUGGGGUCAGGAUAUGGUCGAGGAGCUCGCCGAGAAGCUUGGAGCGGAGUACAAGCGCUCGCCGGGUAUCUGGGAUGACUUUCACGUUAUUGAUGGCCGUCUUGUCACCGGCCAAAAUCCCGCUAGCGCAGCUUCCACUGCUAGAGCAGUUGUCGAUGUCUUCAACACUCUCUAAGACAACCUCAAACAGGCUUAAGAGACUCCAGCUCCUGCCUCAUUGGAUAACUUGGUGUUUAAAUUGUGGAGGCAGCCUGUCCAUUGAGCAAAAUAGAACCGACAAGCUCUGUGAGCUCAUGUUUCACUAUUUAUAAGCUAGCCUUAUAGUAUAACCUUCUAUGUCUGUGU
Molecule: messenger RNA, 1213 nt
Organism: Emericellopsis atlantica
Lineage: Eukaryota; Fungi; Ascomycota; Sordariomycetes; Hypocreales; Bionectriaceae
Product: IgE-binging protein
Exons: 2
Coding region: 324-1043 (239 amino acids)
Molecular function (GO): glyoxalase III activity
Source: RefSeq, a predicted model, not a curated record